Messenger RNA from Tarenaya hassleriana, 756 nucleotides. Its product is annotated as non-specific lipid-transfer protein-like protein At5g64080. The record is from RefSeq and is a predicted model, not a curated record. NCBI's taxonomy places the organism in Eukaryota, Viridiplantae, Streptophyta, Magnoliopsida, Brassicales, Cleomaceae. Gene Ontology annotation, molecular function: lipid binding. Gene Ontology annotation, biological process: lipid transport. The transcript is spliced from 3 exons. The coding region runs from base 62 to 604 and encodes 180 amino acids.
UCUCUCCCACACGCCCACACUUUCUCUCUCCAUUUCUCAUACUAAGAAGAGAGAAGCAACAAUGGCCGCCGUAAGAUCCUCCGCCGCCGCGAUCGGUCUCAUCCUCCUAUUUGUCUCCGCCGCUUCUGUCCGCGGCGCCUCGCACCAUCACGUGGCUCCGUCGCCGUCUGUUGACUGCUCGGAGCUUAUACUGAACAUGGCGGAUUGUCUGCCGUUCGUCUCGAGCGACAGCCCGGCGGAGAAGCCGGAGGGAACUUGCUGCUCUGGUCUGAAGACGGUGCUUAACACCAAGGCCGAGUGUCUCUGCGAGGGCCUCAAGAGCAGCGGCUCGUUCGGCAUCACCUUGAAUGUCACUAAGGCCCUCACUCUUCCAGCCGCAUGCAAGCUUCACGCUCCUUCCAUUACCAGCUGCGGAUCGUCUGCUGCUCCUGCCACCGCCCCAGGUCUUGCUCCGGGUUCUGCGGCCGGGCCAAGACCAGCCAGAGCUAAUGGUCAAGCCCCGGCCCCAGCCCCAGCUCAGGUGAACUAUGCUUCGUCCUUGGUCCCGGUCUGGGCGGCAUCUGUAGCCGCUGGUGUAUCGGUUCUAUUGUUUUCUCGUCUCUAAACCAAGCCUUAUCGGUUAGACCGGAUGUAUUAUUCUAUGGUAGGGUUUAGAGUAGUAUUUACAUUAUGUUUCCAUUAAAACUCGGCUUCAGUGUAUAAAACUCUCUUUACAUUUGGACUUGUUUCACUUUCGUUUUGUGUCGUUUUCAUGAA